UUCACUAUUGCCACGGUUGUUGCUGUUUGCAUUUCCAAGGGCAGAAACCAGCUGAACAAAGAUAAUCAAGCUGAAAGACGUUUAAACAGCAUCCUGCUAUUAAUAAACCUAAGGAUGAAUCCUGAGUAUGACUACCUGUUCAAGUUGCUCCUGAUUGGGGACUCUGGUGUGGGAAAGUCAUGUUUACUUCUACGGUUUGCUGAUGACACCUAUACAGAGAGCUACAUCAGCACUAUUGGAGUAGAUUUUAAAAUCAGAACUAUCGAAAUGGAGGGGAAGACUGUUAAACUGCAGAUUUGGGAUACAGCAGGGCAAGAGCGAUUUAGAACAAUAACAUCCAGCUAUUAUCGAGGGGCACAUGGGAUUAUAAUUGUCUAUGAUGUCACAGAGCAGGAGUCUUUCAACAAUGUGAAGCAAUGGUUAGAAGAAAUUGAUCGCUACGCCUGUGAAAAUGUCUCCAAGUUGUUAGUCGGUAAUAAGAGUGACCUUGCUUCAAAAAAGGUGGUAGACUUUACCACAGCAAAGGAAUUUGCUGAGUCACUCAAAAUCCCAUUCCUGGAGACAAGUGCCAAGAACGCAAACAACGUAGAGAAGGCAUUUUUAACAAUGGCCUCUGAAAUCCAGAAGAGGAUCGGGACGGACAGCGUCCAGAAUGAAGCUGUUAAAAUGGGAUCCAAAAUAAACAGUGCCCCCUUAUGGCCUGGUGGAGAGAAGUCAGUGGCUGAGGAGGUCAGCUCUUGUUGUUAG
Messenger RNA from Sinocyclocheilus anshuiensis, 747 nucleotides. Its product is annotated as ras-related protein ORAB-1-like. The transcript is spliced from 6 exons. NCBI's taxonomy places the organism in Eukaryota, Metazoa, Chordata, Actinopteri, Cypriniformes, Cyprinidae. Bases 115 to 747 code for a protein of 210 amino acids. Gene Ontology annotation, molecular function: GTP binding; GTPase activity. The record is from RefSeq and is a predicted model, not a curated record.